UUGAGGCGGAAGUAGUCGUUGGCGGCAAAUAAGGACGCUGACAGGCAUUCUCUAACAAUGAAUGUUUUUUUUUUUUUCUCCUUUUCCUCCAAUGACCAGGGAGUUGAUUACCUUAUUUUGCGACAGUAAAAGCUAAAAGUUUCUUGUAACAUUUCGAGACCAAUCAUGCCUUCAUUAACUUUGGACGGAGUGAGAGUGGAGUUUCCCUUCACCCCGUAUGAAUGUCAGAAGGACUACAUGAUGAAAGUUAUUGAAUGUCUAAAGAACGGGGUUAAUGGAAUCCUGGAGAGUCCCACAGGCACUGGGAAAACAUUGUGUCUGCUAUGUGCCACCUUGGGAUGGAGGGAGCACUUCAAAGAUGGCAUCCUGGGACGUAUAAUAGCAGAAAGGUUGAAGGAGAACAAUACCUCAGCUGAUAAUUUUCCAGAAUCUUGGGGGGCAUCUUCAGAAGAUGGUUCAAUGCCAACCUCCUGCUCUGAUGUCCCCAAGAUCAUCUAUGCAUCACGGACACACUCGCAGCUAACCCAAGUUGUUAAUGAGUUAAAGAACACAUCAUACAAACCUAAGGUGUCUGUGUUGGGAUCAAGAGAGCAGCUGUGUAUCAAUCCAGAAGUGAUGCGACAGGAAAGUAACCAUCUCAAGGUCCAUUUGUGUCGAGCGAAAGUCUCCACAAGGUCGUGUGUCUUCUACAACAACGUUGAAGAGAAAAGCACUGACAAAGGAUUGGUGGAGCAAAUUGUGGAUGUGGAAGACCUUGUCAAGUUUGGCAACAAACAUAGGGCUUGUCCGUAUUAUCUCUCACGUGCUUUAAAACAGCAGGCUGAUAUCAUUUUCAUGCCGUAUAACUACCUGCUGGAUCCCAAGAGCCGCAGAGCUCAGAGCAUCGACUUGGCUGGAUCUGUUGUCAUCUUUGAUGAGGCUCAUAAUGUAGAAAGGACGUGUGAAGAGUCAACAUCAUUUGACAUGACGCCAUAUGAUCUAGCCUCAGCCAUUAAUGCGCUUACCAGAUUGUUAAAUGACCAUGUUCAAGAAGCAAGUUUUGCGGACACUUCGUCUCAAGGUUUAAAAACAGACAUCCAAGUUGUUGCUAAACUCAAAGAGGCUGUGUUGAAACUGGAGGCAGCUAUUGAAUCCUUUGAGGUUUCGGAAGACAAAGGCAUUACAAGACCUGGAAUUUUCAUAUAUGAGCUGCUCGAGAAAGCCCACUUGACAUACGACACCAAAGAGGCUAUGUCUGAAGCUCUGGAGCAGAUCAUUGGAUAUCUAGCAGGACAGCCAGGGAUAUUCCUCAAUACGAGCGGCUUGCAGAAGCUCUUGGACAUCAUACAGUUGGUGUUCUGUGGUAAAGAAUUAGCACAGAAAGAUCGGCAAAUGGUCAUGGAAACCAAUACUGCUCAUUUUAAGGUUCACAUCCACAAAGACACUCAGAAGAAACAAAAAAAUGGUGACCCAUGGGCUUCAUCAACAAAGAAACCAGGAAACAUUCUGAGUUAUUGGUGUUUCUCUCCGGGCUUCAGCAUGCAGGACUUGAAGAGUCAAGGUGUUCGCUGCAUCAUUCUGACCAGCGGUACCCUUUCUCCCCUGAGCUCCUUUGCGUCAGAGAUGAGGAUACCCUUUUCUGUGUCUUUGGAAAACAGCCAUGUGAUUGAGCGGGAUCAGAUCUUUGUUAGUGUCAUUGACCAAGGUCCUGAUAGAGUACCAUUGAGUUCAGCAUUUGAUAGAAGAUUUAAUCCUGAAAACAUGUCAUCUUUAGGAAACACUGUGGUAAACCUGACCCGGAUUGUACCCAAUGGUCUUCUCUUGUUUUUUCCCUCCUUCUACUUGAUGGAUAAAACUUUGGAGUUCUGGAGAGACAAAGGACACGCAAAUCAGAUUGAAAGUGUAAAGCCAAUAUUUGUGGAACCAAAAGGGAAGGGAGCUUUUGCUGAGGCCAUCGAGGGUUAUUACACCAAAGUGAAUGACUUUCAAUCAAGAGGCGCAAUCUUUGCUGCAGUGUGUCGGGGGAAGGCUAGCGAAGGUCUGGAUUUUACAAAUACCUUUGGUCGUGGCGUUAUAGUCACCGGACUCCCAUUUCCGCCGAAGAUGGACCCGAGAAUCAUUUUGAAGAUGCAGUUCUUAGACGAGAUGAACCGAAAGCAAUUAGCGGUACCUGGCCAGAAGCUCCUUACAGGGCAGGAGUGGUACAGAGAGCAGGCUUUCAGAGCUGUCAAUCAGGCUAUCGGCAGAGUCAUUCGCCACAAGGACGACUAUGGAGCCAUCUUCCUCUGCGAUCAGAGAUUUAAAAGCAGAGAUGCCCAAUCUCAGCUUCCAUCAUGGGUGAGGCCCUAUGUGCGGUCUUAUGACAAGUUUGGGAACAUUGUUCGUGAUGUCUGUCAGUUCUUCAGGGUUGCGCAGAAAAUGAGGCCUGUUUUGGAGAAGAAUCCUGCGCCCGAUCCCUCUGUGUUUCCUGCAGGCAGUUGUCAGUCAUCAGUUCCUCAAUGCUCUGCUGCGACUUCUUACGCAGCCUGCAAAAUGCCGUCCAUUCAAAAGGCCAAAAUGCUAGACGUACACACUUCCACUCUAAAAAGGAGGAGAACUGAUGAAGAUACCGAAUAUGCUAUUUUUAAACAGUAUGGGGUUCAGACUCAAAAGAGUAAAAUCAAACCAACCAACCUGUUUGAGGCCCUUGAGCGAGUAGAGCGCCAAUGCGAAUGGAGAGGUGCUUUUGGACAAGCGAUGCAAAGCAAUUUGUCCACACUUUCGCUUCAAAACGACAAGAGAAUGGAAGAGAUGAUGCGUGGAGGCAAACGCAAAAUCAAUUUGGUCCAAGAACAGCCAAGUGUUUCUGGCUUGGCUCCUGGAAAUAGAAAAACCAGCAUCGCGAGGUGCUUUCUGGUAGACUUAAAAUCAUCAUUGAGCGAGGUCAACUUUGAGCAAAUUCACCAGGCUCUGCAAUCCUACAAGCAGAAUGACAAUCUGGACAAUCUGCUGUCCGGCACAUCGCUGCUAAUCCACGACCCUCAUACUUAUAGACUUUUCCGGGGUUUAUACCCCUUUGUGCGACCACAUCACAGGAAGGCAUUUGACGAGAAAUGCCGGGAGCUGACUGGUACUAGUUGUGGCUACGAAGCGAAACACUCGAUACGCAAAGACGAAAAGAGCUCAGGGGCGUCACAUAGUGCAGGUGACCAACCCACUGAAGCGAAGCUGGAUGAAGAGCAACCCAAACUGGAAGAAGAUAAAGAAACUGAGACCGCAGAUGAUGAACUACAAAGGAGGAACCGGGCUGUAUUUCUGGCUGAUAUGAGAAGAGCACUCGGUCCAGAUGGAUCAGUUCAACUCUAUCGAGCUAUUUACGCCUACAAGAUGACGGACAACUAUGAAAAUUUGGUGACUACAGCCGUACCCUUAUUAACAGAGAAAGAUGAAGACUUCAGCCUUCUAAUCAAAUUUACCAAUGUCAUUCGCCCUCACCAUAAGAAGCAGUACAAAGCGAUGUUGAAGGAGUUGAUGGGUCUAUCUGCUAACACUGAUCCUGGUUCAAGAGAGCAGACAGAAACUGAGAACAGGCAAUCAACUGCAUGAUUUUAUUUACAAUAAGUUACUAUUGCACCCUUUCCAAAAGAUUUCAGUUUCCUUGGAAAACUUUUUUUGUAUAUACUGUACAGUGUGUUCAGUAAUGUGUUAUGGUUACAAAACUGUUGUGGAGGUUUUUUUUCAAUAAAGGGAACAUUUAUAAAUAUUA
This is a messenger RNA of Syngnathus acus (greater pipefish), 3724 nucleotides long. RefSeq names its product regulator of telomere elongation helicase 1 (gene rtel1). Gene Ontology annotation, cellular component: nucleus. Bases 166 to 3564 code for a protein of 1132 amino acids. The record is from RefSeq and is a predicted model, not a curated record. Gene Ontology annotation, molecular function: DNA helicase activity; hydrolase activity, acting on acid anhydrides, in phosphorus-containing anhydrides; DNA binding. NCBI's taxonomy places the organism in Eukaryota, Metazoa, Chordata, Actinopteri, Syngnathiformes, Syngnathidae. The transcript is spliced from 32 exons. Gene Ontology annotation, biological process: DNA recombination; regulation of double-strand break repair via homologous recombination; negative regulation of DNA recombination.